Neolamprologus brichardi is the source of this 3674-nucleotide messenger RNA. The record is from RefSeq and is a predicted model, not a curated record. NCBI's taxonomy places the organism in Eukaryota, Metazoa, Chordata, Actinopteri, Cichliformes, Cichlidae.
UCCAUCAUCCGUCAGUCCCUGUGCUCGGUCUAAUUCUGUCUGAGCCAGUGGAGGUGUGGGUGGGGGGACAAGCUGCUCUAUCUACAAUCCCAGCCCUAAGCAGGCAAAGGGCAAAGACACGGGCCACGUUAACUUGGUCUCUGCCUGUCUCCCCAGCCUGAUCCACUGGGACAGAAGUCAGCUUUCAAGACUUUCUUCCAAACGAAGACCCAUUAAAACUUUCUGAUGCCUGGAAAUAUAGUGCAGGAUUAAAUCCUGAGAAUAGACAAAGGGGUGUAGGGUUUCUGGUGGUGGUCACUGGUUUAAUUUUUUCAUAUUCUCAUAUAUCACAAACCUUUUGGAUGACGUUGCUGGACUGGAAUUAAACACUGGGAUUAAAUUGUGCAGACGAUCCAAGGAUUUACCACAAGUAUUUGUUUUCAUGGCAACAAAAUCUCCAUAAAGGAUUUAAGUUUUGUAACAGAAUAUUUAUUUUGAAACCAUGACCGAAGCAGCUGAAGCACGAACAUCGACCACUACAACCAUGGUCCUCGAUCACAAGAACGGAGACGCUGGGGCACCACCUAUGCGGGUGUUGAAGAAAUCCUUUACAGAUGACUUUUACUCUACUUUCAGCUCCCCGCUGGCCUGGAUCUUGGUUCUGGCUCUUAUCAUUACUUGGUCUUGUGUGUUCGUCAUUAUGUUUGAUCUAAUGGACUACAAGACCAUUUCAGGUCACCCACCCAGGAGGGUUUUUAAGGAUUCAGGGCGUAGAGGAGGCCUCAGCAAGAUCAGCUCAGACCCCAUGAAGGCGGUAAACGAUGCCGUGGACGAAUCAUCAAACAUAAUCACAGGAAUAGUGAAUUUUGCUGCCAACUUAAUUGCUCCAGACGACGAUGAAGGAACUCUAUAUGCAGUCAGAAAAAAAGGAGAAUUUCUACCAUCACGAACUAAAGUCAUAGGAAUGCAAACACAAAAGCAACCACCAAUGACUGAAGUUCUGGAGGAUGAAGCGGGGGAGGGAGAGGCAGAGGAAGAAGAAGGAGAUGAAGGAGAGGAGGCUGGGGAGGACGAAGAGGAGGAGGAAGAAGAGGAAUAUGAGGAAGAGGAGGAGGAGUAUGGAGAUGAAUAUGAGGAAGAGGAGGAGUAUGAUGAGGAGUAUGGAGAUGAAUAUGAUGAAGAGGAGGAAUAUGAGGAGGAAGAAGAAGUAGAUGAUGAGGAGGAGGAAGAGGCCAAAGGAGACGAAGAGCAGGAAGGCGAAGAACUGGAGGAUGAAGAAGAGGAGGAAGGCGAAGAACUGGAGCAUGAAGAAGAGGAGGAGGGGGAGGAGGAAGAGGCCAAAGGAGAUGAAGAGCAGGAAGGCGAAGAACUGGAGGAUGAGGAAGAGGAGGAGGAUGAUGAAGUUUCUCCUGAACCCAUUUCCACUUCUGAGGAUGAAGAGUCGGCUGUAUCUCCUGAUUCUGAGUCCGAUGUUCCUGUUGGGGUGACAGACAGUGACGAAGAGGUAACUUUACCCGAUGAAGAUGAUGAAAAAGACAAAGAAGAACAGGAUGAAGAUGAAACCAGUGACGAUCAACUUCUUUCCAGUGAAGAGGAAGAGGGGGAGGACGAGCUGGAGGAUGAUGAAGAAGAUGAUGAAGAUGAUAGACUAGCUGAGGGUGUUACUGAUAGUGAUGAUGUCAUUGCAGAAGACACUAGCGAUGACCUGGAUCUUCCUCCUAUUGUAGCUGGUAGUGAGGAUGAGGAAGAUAUUGAUCACAAACUGGCAGAGGAAGAAGAUGAAGAUGAAGAAGAUCUUUCUCCUCUUCCUGCUGAAGAUGAAGACUUGGAAGAAGACAUAAAAGCUGUAGAAGACACAGACAAGGAGGAAGAUGAGGAGGAGCUGGACCAAUCAGACGAGGACAUCUCUGUUGCAUCCUCCGAACACUUUGCAGAUGAUGAAGAUGAUGAAGAUGAUGAAGAAGACCUUAAAGAUGAUGACCUUGACCUGGACUUUGACAAAGAUAUCCUUGAAGACCUUAAACACAAAGAUGCUCAAGACAUACCUGAUGUCACUGAAGAGGGCAUCCCUGAUGAUGACAAAGAGGAAGAGGAGGAGGAAGCUGGCAUUCCUCCCUUUACGAGCACAGACAGCGGAGUCUUAGGUGAUGAAGAUGAUGAGGAUGACAUUUCCUUUGAAACGGAUGAGGACUCCACUGGAGAAACAAUCCUGAGUGACUCUUAUGACACAACUGAUGAUCAGGAUGUUGAUACAAGCUCUUUAGAUGAGGAGGAUGAAGAAGACGAGGAUGAAGAUGAAGAAGAUGAUGGUGUUAGUGAAAUCUUGAUGGCAGCUGCUGCUGCAGGAACAUUAACCGUCCAGGAGGAGGCAGCAAAGACUGAUGAAGACCAUGAAGACGGGGAUGAGCUCGAAGAGGCUGAAGAUAAAGGGAAGACUGAAGACGCAGAAACAAAAGAAACAGGCACCACCCGGCCUGCAGCUCCGGAGGAGAAGGAUGAGGGCAAAGAUGAAGAGCCAGUUUCUAAACCUGAGAAAUCUGUAGAUGAACAAGAAGACAAGAAAGAGGAGUAUGAUGAAGACGAAGAUGAGGAUGAGAAAGCAUCAGUGGAUGUGUUCAAACCUGUUCCUGGACCAGAGGAGGCAGCGCCAAAGACAGAACCCACAGUAUGUCCCUGUAUGCACUCUGCAAAGGCCAAAGAGUCUCCCACUAAGACUGCUAAGGCAAAAGAUGCUCCCAAGAGAGUUUCUGCUGUGAGAAGGAGAAAAGAUCGGGAAACUGUGAGGACUGUAAAGACUCUAAAGACAGCUGAAAAGCCCAAAAAGACAGCUCUUCCCAGAAUGGUCGGUCUGCCUCCGAAAAUCGCAAAGAUCCGAAGUUUUCCUCCUUUUCUGAAAGCCAAGAAAGUAGAUAAACCCAAGGCUUCCAAAACAAAGACAAAGACCAAAAAGCAAGAACAGGUCACAGACUCUGGACAAGAAGUUGGGCCUUGUAGACCUGCACCAGUUUAUUGCCCGUCCCCACCUGGAUGGUAUGUUCAUCACAUAGUCACAGACAAUCCUUACCCUCCUCCUACCAUGUCAGCUUCCUCUGCUCCUGUACUGACCGCCCACCCUGUCCAUCCUGGAGCCCCACAGACACAGGGCAUUUAUCAGCAACAGCCUCCGCCACCACCAAUGCAUCCACUGUACGCACAGUAUCAACCAUAUCAGCCACCACUUCAGCCUGUGAUGCCGCCUCCACCAGAUCCAGUUCAGCCACUCCAGCCUGUACAGCCAGAAGCUGCAGAAGAAGUAAAAGCUCCUGCCCAACCUGAGGUCCCGACUCCAGCUGUUGAAGCUGAGCCUGCUGAUGCUCCGGUUCAAGAACCAGAGGCUGCUGAGGAGGACGUGAUUGCUGUCUCCACAAAGAAAGCAAAACAAACAACAACAAAGGCUGCUGAUUCAGACAAAGGUACUGUAGCGCUCUCCACAUCCACUAAACACUUAAUCUGCCAGCUAACUAGAAUAUUCACUGUAACAAACGACAGCUGCAGCACAUAACAGUGAUGUACAAUGGCACUGUGUGCUAUAUGAAUGCAUUAAUUAAAGAAAAUUAACUUGGCAUGGGCAUUUCACUGCAAUUAUCCCCUCAGAGCCAGGAGCAGCCAAAGGGAAAACAAAGAAAGAUGCUGCUUUUUUGAAAGACAAAACCAAA